Parasteatoda tepidariorum (common house spider) is the source of this 922-nucleotide messenger RNA. It is a transcript of the gene mRpL11, whose product is annotated as mitochondrial ribosomal protein L11. The record is from RefSeq and is a predicted model, not a curated record. Gene Ontology annotation, cellular component: ribosome; mitochondrial large ribosomal subunit. Gene Ontology annotation, molecular function: structural constituent of ribosome; large ribosomal subunit rRNA binding. Lineage: Eukaryota; Metazoa; Arthropoda; Arachnida; Araneae; Theridiidae. Gene Ontology annotation, biological process: translation.
UGAUGAACAAUGCAUUCGCACUUUUUGUGAUCAAAGUUUUGUUUACAACUGAUAAAUAGUAAACAUGUCCUUAAAUUCUAGUUUAAUUUCCUUUCAAAUAAAUCAGUACUAAAAUAAGUUCUUCUUAUUCAUUUGUACUUUUAUUAAUUUGUGUUUUGAUUUAUUACUCUUUGUAUACAUUAUAAUUUCUCUUUAUUUUAUAUCAGCCACACGUUACAAUUUAUAAUUAUAAAAAUGUCUAAAACAGCUCGUCGCGUGAAAGGAUUUAGAAAAAUAAUUCAAAAAGUAAUUCAUCCUCCUCAUUUAAGAACAUAUAUACCUGCAGGUAAAGCUAUGCCUGGACCACCUUUGGGCCCUCAUCUUGGGCAGCGUAAUAUAAAUGUUGCUCUAUUUUGUAAAGAAUUCAAUGAAAAAACUAAAGAUAUUAAAGAGGGCAUCCCUAUUCCAACUACAAUUACAGUCAAGCCUGACCGCACAUUUGAUAUAUCUUUUGAAAGUCCUCCUAUCAGUUACUUUGUAAAACAAGCAGCUGGCAUUGAAAAAGGCUCUAUGCAACCAGGUCCCAAAGAUUUGUCUGGUAAAAUAACAUUCAAACAUGUUUAUGAAAUUGCAAAAAUUAAAAGUCAAGAUCCUCAGUUUGAGUGUGUUCCUCUUAGAGAAGUUUGUCAGAAAGUGAUUGAUGAAGCAAGAACAUGUGGUGUUGAAACAGUGCGUUCCUUGACAGUUGAAGAAUAUACCAAAUUUAUAGAAGAUAGGAAAUUAGUUUUGGAAGAACAAGCAACAGAAUUAGAUGAGAAACGUAAAGCUAAAAUCCUUAGACAAGCUAAAGCCGUAUGAACAAUGUUGAAAAGUUUUGAAAUUGUGCUACGUAGUUAUUUUUUGUUGUUAUAAACAAAAUAAAAUAUUUUUUUUUGUUUCUGAA